GGCGUUUAAAACCGAAUGGUGUCAGAUUUUCUGGAAGCGUCGUUGACGGGAGACGUGACUUUGUUGUCGUCUCCUUCACAGUCAAAUCUGCUGUCUUGUCUACCAGUCACUCACUCGCUCGAUCUCUAAACUUGUGGGGAAUUUUGAAACCGACACACAGCUACAGGCGGAAGAAAAGGCUAGCGCCGCUCAUCGGACCCUUCCGUUAAGUCAUUCAUCUGUUCGUCCACGGCGGAAUUGAAACUGGAUGUUUCCAUUCAAGAGGAGUUUGUUGUUCCCCCACAAAACGCAAGGCCUCCGAUCUUACUCAUCCAUUCUCCCAUAUCCUGAGAGCCUUCGAGAGGACACAAAACUUUAACGGGGAUUUCCAGGGGUGACUGUUAAGUGCGUUCCCAUCCGCCAGUGGGCCUGCUGGUGCAUCGUCGUCAUGGCUACCAACAGGGAACAGCAGGUGGGCCACAUGACUGGCUUCCCACCUGCUGUCUACCCCUUCGCCUUCAACUCCAUGAGAAGCCACUCUCCCUUUGACCUGCUGGCCAACAGUAGCCUUUUUGGGAGAUUUGGUGCUGACCUGCCCAAAGAGAUGGCUGCACUCUCGGUGGAGACCCAGAGCACCAGCUCAGAGGAGAUGGUACCCAGUUCUCCAUCUCCACCUCCCCCACCUCGUGUCUACAAGCCCUGCUUUGUGUGCCAGGACAAGUCCUCAGGGUAUCACUAUGGGGUCAGCUCCUGUGAGGGUUGCAAGGGUUUCUUCCGUCGCAGCAUCCAGAAGAACAUGGUGUACACCUGCCACCGAGACAAGAACUGUCAGAUUAACAAGGUCACACGCAACCGCUGCCAGUACUGCAGGCUGCAGAAGUGUUUUGAGGUCGGCAUGUCCAAGGAAGCGGUACGCAAUGACAGAAACAAGAAAAAGAAGGAUGUGAAGGAGGAGGUGGUGCUCCCAGAGAGCUACGAGCUCAGUGGAGAGCUCGAGGAGUUGGUCAAUAAAGUCAGCAAAGCUCAUCAAGAAACCUUCCCGUCACUUUGCCAACUAGGCAAAUACACCACCAACUCCAGCUCAGACCACCGCGUUCAGCUUGAUCUGGGUCUAUGGGACAAGUUCAGCGAGCUGUCCACCAAAUGCAUCAUCAAGAUCGUGGAAUUCGCUAAACGGCUGCCAGGGUUCACCACCCUCACUAUCGCUGACCAGAUCACACUUCUCAAGUCUGCUUGCCUGGACAUUCUGAUGCUGAGGAUCUGCACACGCUACACUCCAGAACAGGACACAAUGACCUUCUCUGACGGCCUGACUCUGAACAGGACUCAGAUGCACAAUGCCGGUUUUGGACCGCUGACAGACUUGGUGUUCGCCUUUGCCGGCCAGCUUUUACCCCUGGAGAUGGACGACACCGAAACUGGCCUCCUCAGUGCCAUCUGCCUCAUCUGUGGAGAUCGUAUGGAUCUGGAGGAGCCCCAGAAAGUGGAUAAACUGCAAGAGCCUCUACUCGAGGCUCUAAAGAUUUACGCCCGCCGUCGUCGCCCCAACAAGCCCCACAUGUUCCCCCGAAUGCUUAUGAAAAUUACGGACCUCAGGGGCAUCAGCACCAAGGGUGCCGAGAGAGCCAUCACUCUGAAGAUGGAAAUCCCCGGCCCGAUGCCUCCUCUGAUCAGGGAGAUGCUGGAGAACCCGGAGGCUUUCGAGGACCAAACAGAGCGCAACGACAGCCCGCCGCCACCCCCGCCCCCGCCCCCGCCCCCGCAGCCACCUCCGCCCCCCACCCUCGUGCUGAAGCAGGAGGCCGAGGACGAGGACGACAGCUGGGCCACGGAGAACGGCAGCGAGCCGUCGCCGGAGGAGGAAGAGGAGGACGACGACGAUGACGACGUGGGCGAUGAAGAGAGAGACAGGGGCUCGGAAAGCGAUGGGGAGCAGUGGGGGGUUGUGGAUGCCAUAGAUUUAGACGGCAACAGGAAAGGCCUUGUAGGGAGGGCUCAGUGAACAGCCCAUUUCAUACACAUGCACUGAUUGAUGACACACACACACACACACACACAACACACACACAUAGAUAACCUCACUCCAUCUCGCACCUCGAUAAAAAGCUGGCCUUCUCCCCCUCCUGCGCUCCCCCUCCCUCACAUCCUGGUGUCCUCCACAGCGGAGCCUUAUGAGUUCAGAAGCAUUAAACUGUGGCCCACAUGCUCCAUGACAAAUGAACUCCAGACACAUCAAGCAAAGGAGAGACGACAAUAAAACAGACACACACACACACACACACACAAACUCCUGUCAAGGCAAAGGGGAAUGUUACAUGACAAAAAGAAGCCAAGCUCUCAUGUCUCCACUAUUGGUGUUCCUAUCUGAAGAGGACAAAGCACAUUUGUCAUAACAAACAAGAGUACAAGGCAAAACCAAAUCACAUUAUGUUAAUCUUUUUUUUGUGGUUAUCAAUAUUGUUAUUGUUUUUUAUUUUAUUUUCUCAAUUUAUGAAAGUUCAUGCAUAUAUAUAUAUAUAUAUAUAUAUAUAUAUAUAUAUAUAUAUAUAUAUAUUUACCAUUGUAGUUUUGUCUGUGUUAUUCUGGUUUUAUAUGACUUCCUUGUUUAUUUUGAAGAGCUUUUCUGAGGCGAUAUUCAGACGGAAAGCAGAAUGCAGACUGGGUCUUCCGUAACACUUCAACAGUUUGUUUGUUUUUUUAUUGGCAGUGGGGAGGGGACUUCACUGUGGGUGACAGUGAUAAUCAAACAAUGAGGACUGUUGUCACGUUGCAGUGAAUAAUCACAUCUCUGUUGUCAGAGAAAUUGGGAGCAUUCUCUUUUGCUCAGCUCGUUCGGGCCGCCGCUUUUGAAUUCAAUGUCGUGCCAAAGUUUGGGAAAGUUCCGAUUUUUAAGGUGCGGGGGAGUUUGACUACUGGCAGGUCUUCCAACCACAAUUCGUACACACACACACACACACACACACUUUCAGCUGUUGCAGAUUCACACUUGAUCGUACAUGUAGCACUUUUGUACAAGACAAUUGCAUGGGCAUGUUCAACCGGCAAUACAAUCAACCUCGGAGCUCUUUCCGACGAUGUCAAUGAAAAUAUAUACACACACGGAGGACAAAUAAACAAACAAAAACAGCGCAGCAAUUGAACACACGUAUGCAAGUGGAAAGCAGGAAAAUUCUUCUGGAAGAUAUUUUAGAAUAAGACUCAGGGCUUUUCGAUGAGGACCAAACACUAGCUGCUUGCAGGCACUAGAAACAGGCAAUAUUUAUGUGUAUCCUUGACCCCGUUUUGAUUAGCUCGACCCCCUCUGCGUGUACAUAGAAGGUGACAUAGAAGUCUGAGCAGGUAGCACGGUUGCCAGCGUGACUUGCUUCCAGCAUCGUCCUUGCCUGACCUUCGCUCAGGCUGGCAUCCAUGCAACACGCUGCCUUCUCAUCCCCCCAAAAAAAGCCAUCGUUAUAGCAUCAUUUCUUGUGUAUAUCCUCACUUCUCUUUUCAAUGUGUAGGAAUAUGUGUUCUUCUGUAUCAUUUCUAUAUUUCUAUGUUGCCAAAAUCUCUCAUUUGGCAAGCAGUCGUGGGAAAAGCAGCUGAAAUACAGAAUUUUACUUGUCUUCUCUUUCAAGCAAUAUAAACUGUAGCGACGAGAGGGCCAAUAACAUGAAUGUGGGCAGGUCUCCUCAUUUUCAGUUGUGUGCAAGUGCGUGCGUGCGUGCGUGUACACAGUUAAGCCCAAAAUGAUUCAUACCCAAGCCAAAUUGAGUUAACGUGAAUUUGUAUUUGUUGAAUGUGUAUAUUUAGCUGGAAAUGACUUAAGAAUGUGUUGAAUUUUCCUUUCUCUUUCUAUGCAUGCCAAAUGUUCUAGAUCAGUGGUAACUCAAACAUUUUACACCAAGUGCCACCUUAAAAAGAUACUUUCAAAUACUAACUUUGGAAGCCACUGUAACAAUAUACACUGUUUGAACAUUGACACUCCACUCAGAUAUCAGAAAAAAAACAAAAAAGAUUUGAUUAAAAUGCAUUGCACAUAAAAGUUGAAUUCAAAUUGCACCUAAGUAAAUGUUUGAAAACAAAUAGUUCAUGAAAUGAAUGCAAACGUAUUGAGGUGGAAAGUUAAAUACAACUGAACUGUACUCAGGCAGUGAUUCUUUUGCAUGCCACUGGAGGGAGCCCAAUUUGAGAAUCACUGUUAUCUGUAUCCUUUAUGAUGGUGCAAAAUAUUGUUUCCUCACAUGUGUCUGUUAAAAUCAGGCUCAUGAAAAUGAAGAUUCACCAUUCACCAAAUAACAAUUCCCUUUCAAAUUCACUCAAAACGUAGCCAGGCUCUGAAUGACUUUGGGCUAACUGUGCGUGAGCGUGUUUUCAGCCAUAGGAUGUCCGCUGUUACGGUGCUGUCACACACUAAAGUGUCUUUGUGUGAUGACUCUCUGCUGGGCUGUUACCAUGUUAAUGUAAUGUUGAUGGAGACGGAACAUUUGAGAUGAUGCUGUUUUCAUCGUUCUACUUUUUCAACAUGGCCAAUGUGUUGUGUACCCAUUGUUUAUGUCAACUCUUGUUAUACAAAGAAAAGCCAUAUAAACAGUAAGAGGCACAAUAAACUACUUUUGUGAGA
Messenger RNA from Phyllopteryx taeniolatus (common seadragon), 4582 nucleotides. It is a transcript of the gene rarga, whose product is annotated as retinoic acid receptor gamma a. Gene Ontology annotation, cellular component: transcription regulator complex; nucleus. The coding region runs from base 428 to 1981 and encodes 517 amino acids. The record is from RefSeq and is a predicted model, not a curated record. Lineage: Eukaryota; Metazoa; Chordata; Actinopteri; Syngnathiformes; Syngnathidae. Gene Ontology annotation, biological process: regulation of transcription by RNA polymerase II; cellular response to corticotropin-releasing hormone stimulus; retinoic acid receptor signaling pathway. Gene Ontology annotation, molecular function: zinc ion binding; nuclear glucocorticoid receptor binding; nuclear receptor activity. The transcript has 10 exons.